GUGUCAUCUUGCAGAUUUUUUCCCCUUCUUUAACCCUGAUGCAACUCUGUCGGGUUUGACUGUAAAAGUUCAUUUACAAACCCUGCUAAAUCAAUCACAUUAUUCUGAAAUGCCAAAGUAAUUAAAGCCAUGUAAAGGGAUUUCCCUAGAAGAGAAAAACACGUGAUGUCCCCCUCACAUAUUUCCAUGAAGAUGUAAUGCAGUGCAAUGCAAUGUGAAAAGGUAAAAUCAGACUCACAUAUAAUCACAUUAUUUCAUGUUCAAGACUCUGAAAUCCAUGCUUUUAUUUCUGUAACAUAAUGCUUGUGUGUAUGUGGUCUUGGUUUCUGACACACCCCAUAGCUGUCCAGGUGCUGCACAGGAAUGCAUAUGCCAGGUGCUCAUUUAUUUUCCCUGCACUGCACAUUUAGAGGGUUUUCUGCUCUAACACACCUGAUUCAACACAUCCCAGGACUAACCUGCCCAUCAGGACACAUGGUGCUCAUCAGGAAGCCCACAGCAAAUUGAACUCAGGCUGUGCCACCUGCAGAUAAAAUACUUUUAGUAUAUAUGUAUAUGACUGGCUUAGUGAUUGAGAAAUACAGCAUGUGGAUUUAACACUGAGGUCUAAUGAUGGCUUAUGGCUCAAAUAAUUUUAUAUAGCUUCUCUUGUCUUCUCUUCUCAUCUCACCUCAUCUCUUCUCGUCAACAUCAGGACUUUAUCUGCAGUCUCGAUGCACCAUAGGGAUCUAAUAUUGUCAGUAUAUAGUAUAUAGUAAUAAUUCACUUCCUCUUUCACCAGCCAUUCUGUCCAAAGCAAAAGUAAUGCACCAUUAAUCUUUAAAAGCUCAGCUGGCGGCACAUUUGCCUUUAAAGUUUCCUACUUGGCCAUUCUUUGUGAAAUGAAAGAGAUUAAGCAGUUCACAGGAGCACAGGUCUCUGCUUUAUGAGAUAUCACUAUCUGUAGCACUCCAUCCCUCCUUGGGGUAAAGACAAAUGGCAAAAUCGACCGUCUUUUCUAAGAAACAAACCACCCACCUACCAGGCCGGCUCUCUGACAGCGUCUCUUUGAUGUCAUUCCUGGGAGAUGGCAGUGGGAACGCGCCCAGAAACACAGUCAUGAUUACAUUAAUGCUCUGAGUAGUUAUUUUUUUUUACUUUUUUAACUCUAAUUCAGUGCUUCCUGGAGUGACAGCAGUGGGGGAUGAAAACACAUGAUGUGUUUGUGCUUGUCCGUGAUGCUUUACAAUUAGCUUUUACCAGGGUGCUGUGCCGUGGUCCCUAAUCAUCUGGCAUGCGACCAGUUGGCCCGGACUCUUUCAACCAACACCGAACAGAUUCCCAAGCAAAUACACUGCUGCUGGAUUAAUCAAAACUACACAUGUAAUUAAUUACACUAGAUAUGCCGAUUAAAUAUUCAAUUAAUCAUGUUUGCUGUGAAUCAUGCUACUUAAUUUUCAUUAAAGAAAGUGCAACCCCUAGAUCUAACUAUCAGCUGUACUCAUAAAAGCUCAUGAAGUAAUUUAUUCUGAUAAUUCAUCAUGACAGUUUGUCAGUCUUGAUUUCUCAAUUAAUUCUCUAUUUUCUUGAGAUUGAUCUUGGGUAUAAGGUAGUAAGAGCUAUCAUUUUUCCUGAUCAUUGAAUGUUUAAUGAUUUCUCCUACAUAUUGGUCUAACACUAUUUAGUCAGUCAACCAAAUUAGUUGUUUAUGUGCUAAAUGGUUUUUAUGUCUCAUUAUUUCUUGAUGGAACUUGACUUUGGAUGUCCUUCUUAGUUUCAUUGCCCUAGAUCUUUUUAACCUGGGAUGCCACAGAUGGUUAGAUUUUUCAUUUUUGUGUUAGUUUUAGCCUAUAUUUAAUUGAUGAAAAAUAAUAGUAAUUUAAUUCAGCUAAAACUGAACAGGUUUAGUCAAUAAAAGCUAAAGAUUUUGGUCUUUUUGCCCUCAAAUUUCCCUAAUAUGUUCUUAAAAAUGCAAAUUCAAUAACUUCCUAGAUGCUAAUUAUUGCUAACAUUACAGCACAGGGGUGAGAGAAUAGAUGUGCGUGAGGUAGAGUGGCACCACAGUGGUCAAAUCAGGGUUGGAUUUGGACAGAAUUUUGUUUGGCUGUCAUCUUAUCUGGAUUUAAAACUGUGUGCUGAUGAUCAAAUUAAAGCUCCAGUUCUUAUUUCUGACUGAUCUGUAAUCAUGUGUGUAAAACGUGCAAACCUGUUAAAAAAUUAACUGCAAAAAAGUGCAAACUGUAGAUUUUGCAUCUAUCACAUGACCAAAAUAACAUGUCUAGUCCGGAAUCCAGGGCUGUGUUUAUGCAAAGAGAUUAAUUUAGCACCUUCAGCGUGAUUUACACCAGUCUGAAAGUCACUUCAGAAACAGAGACGGCGUGUGCUAAUUAUUACGAACGAAGAGCAGGUAUUAAACAUGUGUACCACUAUUUGAACAAAAACGAAGCAAUUGUUUUAUUAAAAACUUCACAAAAUUAUGUCCCACUAGCUCAAAAUUAUUUGAAAUUACUAGAGGUAAGUUGGUUUCAUAUUCAUUAUUUGCUGCAUAUAGCACAUAAAGAGAGCCUGUGAGAGGGUUUUCUUUACAUUUACCUAUUAAACACACUCACACUUAUGUCACCAUUCUUUUAUGCUGUGUUUAUGCUGUAUAUCCGAACACUUUCCCUUUGAACCAAGUGUCUAGUCUCUGUGGCCAUUGAGAACUUUAAGCACACAAGAACCUUAUUAAGUGAUGUUUCCUUCUGUUAAGCACGUGAUGUAAUUUAUGCAAUUCUUUAUAUGCUUACUAGCUGAUUGUGGCUACAAGUUGGAGGCUUUUAUUUGGGAUCAGACAAAAAAAAGUACAAAAUCAACUCAAGGACAAGACAAAACAUCCUAUUGUACUUGUGUCACACUACUGCAUUUAUCUCCUUACCUCUUUCACUUUCUCUCUGUAUGAUUUUUUUUAUGAUUCACCCACUUUAUCUGUCUCACUCCCCAGCAGGACCAUUAUGCCUUUUUUUCCCCUAAAACAAUGCAUUAGAUCUUCAGAUCCCUGCUUGGCUUUGCUCGCUCCAUCCUCAAAGGUUCAAAGGCUGUGCAUAAAUAGCAUUUGUGAGAGAGAUACAAGAGUGCAGAUGACCAAAGACAUGGACUGAGGGAUUGUGGGAAAAACAGUGGGUGUGAGCGGUGGGCAGUGAGAGGUGCAGACUAGUGUCCACGUGUGCUUAGGGAUGCUGCGUGGAUUCGGAUCCAGUCCUGAGAGCAUGGAGCUGUUCUCAGUGACGGCUGAGCGAUCAGCCGUGGCCAACGUUGCUUCUCUGCUGGCACGGAGGUUUUAUUAUGUUGGGGGAAGCGUGGCCGUGCCACAAAAGUGCCGUCUGGCUUAUCUGGUUGAGCGAUGUAUGAGCGUGAUGCAGUCAGGCACUCAGAUGGUGAAACUGAAGAAUGGCUCCAAGGGCCUGGUUCGCCUCUUCUACCUGGAUGAGCAUCGCUCCUGUAUCCGCUGGAGGCCUUCCCGCAAGAGUGAGAAAGCCAAGAUCACCAUUGACUCGCUCUACAAGGUUACCGAAGGUCGACAGAGUGAUAUCUUCCAUCGGCAUGCUGACGGGAACUUCGACCCUGGAUGCUGUUUCACCAUUUACCAUGGCAACCACAUGGAUUCUCUGGACUUGGUGACAUCCAAUACAGAGGAAGCAAGGACGUGGGUGACGGGACUCAGGUACCUGAUGGCGGGCAUCAGUGAUGAGGAUUCAUUGGCCAGAAGACAACGAACCCACGACCAGUGGAUGAAGCAGACAUUUGAGGAGGCUGACAAGAAUGGAGAUGGGCUCUUGAACAUUGAUGAGAUCUAUCAGCUGCUCCACAAGAUGAACGUCAACCUGCCUCGUCGCAAAGUGAAGCAGAUGUUCCAGGAAGCAGAUACAGAUGACCAACAGGGAACGUUAACGUUCGAGGAGUUCAGCGUGUUCUACAAGAUGAUGUCUUUGAGACGAGACCUCUUUCUGCUCCUCAUGUGCUUCAGCGAGAAGAAAGAUCAUCUAACAGCUGAUGAGCUUGGUAACUUCCUGCGGGUGGAGCAAAAGAUGUCUAAUGUGACAACUGAGUUCUGCCUGGAAAUCAUUGAUAAGUUUGAAGUGUCUGAAGAAAACAAGCAGACGGGCAUCCUGGGUAUUGAAGGUUUCACUAAUUUCAUGCGCAGUCCAACAUGUGACGUCUUUAACCCUCAGCACAAUGAAGUUAAUCAGGACAUGGACCAGCCGCUGUGUAAUUACUUCGUCGCUUCCUCUCACAAUACCUAUCUGACUGGAGACCAGCUCCUCUCACACUCCAAGACAGAUAUGUACGCCUGGGUCCUGCAGGCCGGCUGCCGCUGCGUAGAAGUGGACUGUUGGGAUGGUCCAGACGGUGAACCCAUGGUACAGCAUGGAUACACCCUUACCUCCAAAAUCACCUUCAAAUCUGUCAUUGAGACCAUCAACAAAUAUGCCUUCAUCAACAACGAAUACCCAGUCAUCCUGUCCAUCGAGAACCACUGUAGUGUCCAGCAGCAAAAGAAGAUUGCUCAACACCUGAAGGAGAUCUUUAAAGAGAAGCUGGACUUGGGAGACAUCUUGACCAAGGACUCCAAACAGUUGGCCAGUCCCAACAGUCUUAAGGGCAAGAUCUUAAUUAAGGGGAAGCGUCUGCCCCCGUAUCUGUCUGCAGAUGCCGAGGAGGGGGAGGUUUCAGACGAUGACAGUGCAGAUGAGAUUGAGGAUGAUUUCAAACUGAAGAACAGCACAUCUAACGGACCCACGCAACACAUGGUUGAGUCCCACAUCAGGAAGAAGCUCGACUCGUUGUUGAAGGAGUCUCAGAUUGUAGAUAAGGAGGAAACAGACAGCUUCUCUAUCCGAGCAUUGCUCCGAGCUACACAUGAGGGGCUGCACAAGAACCUGAGCAAGAAUUCCAAAGAAGGCCUAAAGAAGUCUCAGAGUCGAUCCUUCAUAAGCAACCUCAAGCAGAAGAGGCACUCCAAAUCAAAACUGAAAUGCCAGAGUGUGGACACAGACGAUGAUGGACAGGAGACAGGAGGACAGUUCAACAGGGGUGGACGGAGAAGGAAGACAAUAAAGCUAAGCCGAGACCUAUCUGAUUUGGUCGUCUUUACCAAUUCUGUGGUGUCUCAGGAGUGUCUGGAUGAGGGUCCUGUUGUUAACGUGCUGUCAUUCAGCGAGACACGGGCACAACAUCUGGUGCACCACCGGGCUGAACGCUUUCUGAACUUUAACCAGCGGCAGCUCUCACGGAUUUACCCCUCUGCCUACCGCAUCGACUCCAGCAACUUUAAUCCCCAGACAUACUGGAACGUGGGCUGCCAACUGGUGGCCCUGAACUACCAGACAGAAGGCAGAAUGAUGCAGCUGAACAGGGCGAAGUUCAUGGUGAAUGGAGGAAGUGGCUAUGUCUUGAAACCCCCACCCAUGUGCAAUGGUUCCUUUAAUCCGUACAGCGAUGACCCUCUUCCAGCAUAUCCUAAAAAACAGCUGGUACUGAAAAUCAUCAGUGGGCAGCAGCUUCCUAAACCACCUGACUCCAUGCUGGGUGAUCGAGGGGAGAUUAUUGACCCCUUUGUGGAGGUGGAGAUCAUUGGUCUUCCAGUGGACUGCUGUAAAGAACAGACCCGAGUUGUUGAUGAUAAUGGGUUUAACCCGGUGUGGGAGGAAACCCUAUCGUUCACUCUGCACAUGCCUGAGAUUGCACUAGUACGUUUUCUGGUAUGGGAUCAUGAUCCUAUUGGGCGAGACUUUGUGGGCCAGAGGACAGUUGCCUUCACCAGCCUCAUGCCAGGUUAUAGACAUGUCUAUCUGGAAGGGAUGAUGGAGGCAUCCAUCUUUGUCCAUAUCUCAGUGCAUGAUAUCUAUGGCAAGUGGAGUCCCCUAGUCCUCAAUCCCAGCUAUACCAUAUUGCACUUUCUAGGAGCUAACAAGGGUCGUCAGUUACGUGGUUUCCGGGGUCUGUUCAGCAAGGGCUCCAAGUGCUCCGUGGACACACAGUUUGGUGUUCUACCACGUAAACGCUCUUUGAGUAACCACCUGCUGCGUAGGACAGCUAGUGCCCCUGCCAAGGGACGCAAGAAGACCAAAAUGGUACUGUCUGAAACUUCAUUAGACAAGGAGGAAAGCAGCAAUGGGGAUCUCAAGCAUCAAGCUUUGGAGAAGACAGUGGGUCCCAGGAUGGGUCUCCAGCACCGGCCAGCCUCCAUGCCUCUGGAGAGGCUUCUACAGGGCCGGCUUACUGUAUCCUCCUCUGAGCAAGACGGACCCGACACUGGUGCCGGCACUAUAAUUGAUUUGUUUUUGGAGAAGCCAAGGUAUGCUUCUGUAGAUCUCCUCAUUGAAACCUCUGAAGUCCCUGAUGACAAUAACCACCCUACACAACAGAUCCAGCAGAGAGCCACUGAGUGUGUAGAAACAGAUGAAACUUCUUACUUCAUUAUAGAAGGAUGUGGUGAGACUAUUACUGAUGUCCUUACAGAACCCCUCGGGCAUAGUUUGACCCUGCAAACCAAAGCUCCUUCUCAAAGACCUACAGAAGGUUAUUCAAGACUCUUGGAUCAACUUGACUGUCAUACUGGUUUGCGGAGUGAGGUCCACCAAAGGCAAGCUCCUAAAAGUAACAAAACUUCCAAAGCAGCUUCAAAUUCUUCCUCUUCAAGCACAAAUGCCAUAUCUCAGCUUCCACCCACAUUGCAUCAGUUUAACCAGCAGGAUCAGAAGUCACUUCAGGACAGUGCUCUCUCUCACCUCAUUGACGCUGUGUCCUUAGGCAAUGAGUAUGACACAUGUGGGUCCAUAUCAGCUCUCAUUGGUCAGUUUGAAGUUACUGCUGAACAGAGUAACUUAAAUCUGUCCUCGGGGUCCCAACCCCCCCAGUUGUCUGUUCCACCAUUGAAGAACCAACUCUUCAGCACCCCACAAAAAAUUACCCAGAACUUGUCACAAAAAGACCAACAGGCUGUUGAAAAACACCUCCCUUCUAGUCCUGAGACCACUGAAUCAACUGUCUUCACAAUUCUAGAUGAGCAAGUGCUUUCUCCUGUUUCUGCAAAUGACAUUACUGAUCAGACUAUUUGCAAAAACUUAGAGAAAUUGGAGUAUAUAUCUCUAGGUGGCAGCAGAGGUUCCUCCCUUACCAAGAUACCGUUUGGAAGAACAGUAGAAGAGAAUGGUGGAUGGGAAUCUCAUAGAGAUAAAAGGUACAAGCCCGAGUGCCAGUCAUCUGCAUUUUCAAGAAACUGGGAAUAUGGAUAUUAUAAAGACACCUCGAUAAACAGCACAGCCUCAGAGCGUUUCCUUAUCUGUCAUGACUCUGCUAGCAGCAGCUUGAUGGAGGUAGAGGUCAAUGUGGAUGGAGAAUCUUUGGAUAGAACUUUGACUCUGGUACCAUCACAUCAUGAGUCACUACAGAAUUCUCCUUAUAUACCCCCCUCAAUGAGCAAACAUUCAUAUAAACUCACAGAGUCACUGUUUCAUAGUUCAUCCCCACACCAGCCUUUUGUCCCCAGCAAUCAUCAGCUUGACUACCCAAUCAAUGAGCACCAGACAGAGCAAUGUAACAGAAGUAAUGCUGCCAUAUCAGGAUAUUUUAAGCCUGGUAGGUCCAAUGGGGUCACUUACAGCAACAGCCACUUUGAGAUUAGGGACAAGAAUGAUAUGAUUUGCAAGACACAGCACUUCCAGAAUGGGUUUUCAUCCUCAGAAUGUCUUUUGAGGGCACAAGACAUCAACUCUCAACCACAGAAUGGCUCCUACAAGUCUGAUUGUGAUAUGAUCUAUAGAGAUACCUUUGUUCCACCACAGCAAUAUUCUAAGUCCUUGCAACAAAUCCAGGCUUUGAAACCGACCCAUUCUGAGAUAUACAAAGGGAUCUACCUUGUUGGAUCACCAGUCCCAGCAACUCCAAGUCCUUGUAAGUCCAAGAGCUUGGGUGACUUAACGUCUGAGGAUAUCUCAUGCAACUUCCAGAGCAAAUACAAGGUCAUCAGUCGCAGCUUCAUCACUCCUGCCAUGAGAGAAAAGAAAUGGAAAUGUGGCCGGGCCAAUCAGCCACAGGCUUCAGACCCCCUGACAGAACAGCUUCGUAAACUGGUGACUUUAGAUGAGGUGGACUCCCACUCCAUCCCCUCUCAGUCGCAACCUACCCCAAAGUCUCUCUCAGUGUUCCCACCAGUGCCAUUGAAUUCUAUUGUUUCCACAGAGGAAUCAAAUGACCCUCCUUCAUUCCUGUCACGAAAGCUUUCCUCACGUAGUCAGAGUCGUGUACGUCACAUAGCCAAUCGUGCCCGGGAAAGGCAGCAGGAAGCACUCAAAUUAAAACCUGCAGGGGGUACUCCUGAUGUGGUCCUCCGCAAUAAGGCAGUCUCUUCUCAAAAUCUACUUAUCAAUAGGCAUUCCACUGGCUCAUACAUUGCUGGGUACUUGGGGCAGGUAGGGCUGGAGGACCGUGGCCUGCCUGAGGGAUCCUGCAAGACAAUUUGUUAUAGCUACCAUGAUCAAUGUUAUGCUGAUGACUCUGUGAUUCCUCAUAAUUCCUGUCCUCCCUCUGAGCCUGAGGUCUACUUCCUUCUAAGACUUUGAAAUUAUUAUCUUCCUGAUUUGCCUGUAUAAGGCUGUACUUGUGCUUUUAGAAUACAUACUGCCAGCUCCUCUUCAGUGAAAAAUAGUGCACUCUUAAGCACAAGUACAGAGAUUGAAAAAGAUCUAAAUCAAAGCUUCCAGUAUUGUGUAAAUAUUGCCAUAUACCCUGGACAAGCAAGUUCCUGUCUUAGAUGCACUACACCAAAUUAGUCCAAUUCAAGCUUUUAAAUGUUGUUGUUUGUAAUAUGUAUUGUAGAAAUAACAAGUUUAAUGAUGGUUGUUUUUUGAAGACAUUUCUCUUCUGGUCUUUUGGUCUUUUGUUUGUCCCUUUUUAAAUGGUUAUUAACUGAUUAGAGGGGCUUCCAUUCUGAAAUAUAUAAUUUGUCACUUUUCUUGUACUUCUUUUUGUUAUUUGUCUAUGGUGUUUGUAUAUACGUUUACAUGUUUGGCAAAUUUGCCCCUAUUUAAGGCCUUAUGGGUUUUAAAUUUGAAAAUGAUAUGUUGUGUUGCAGCAUGUGAACUGUGGACAUAUUCAGCAUGACUAUGCACAGAUAAUAGGUAUAGGUGUCUGUGCCCUGUUUAUGUAAAUCUUUUACUUCUUUUGAUGAUCAGAGAACAACACAAGAAAAAAUACCUGCAUAGCUGGUUUUGCUUACUCUUUCUUUUAUUUUUUCAUUGAUUAUAAACACAACUUCAGUUUCAAGGAAAAAACCCUGUGAGAAAGUUUUUAUUUUUGUAAUUGUUUUGAUACAAAUAGCAAAAAAUUACACUUGAUCGUCUGUUCAUUUCCUUUCUUUUACAAAGUAAGCAUUUCACAGUACUAGCACAACUAGCCUGAGACAGUUUCAGGUAUGUGUUAUUAAUUGAACAAGUUGCAUUUUUAAGUUUCUGUGUUAAAGGGCAUUCAAUUUUUCUUUUUCUUUCUGCUCAUAAAAUGCUCCUGAGCAUUUUCGUACCAAUGCAAUAAAGUACUGUUUGUCA
This is a messenger RNA of Pangasianodon hypophthalmus (striped catfish), 9560 nucleotides long. RefSeq names its product phospholipase C, eta 1 (gene plch1). NCBI's taxonomy places the organism in Eukaryota, Metazoa, Chordata, Actinopteri, Siluriformes, Pangasiidae. The record is from RefSeq and is a predicted model, not a curated record. Gene Ontology annotation, molecular function: phosphatidylinositol-4,5-bisphosphate phospholipase C activity; calcium ion binding. Bases 3192 to 8579 code for a protein of 1795 amino acids. The transcript is spliced from 23 exons. Gene Ontology annotation, biological process: phosphatidylinositol-mediated signaling; lipid metabolic process.